Molecule: messenger RNA, 3160 nt
Organism: Colletotrichum acutatum
Lineage: Eukaryota; Fungi; Ascomycota; Sordariomycetes; Glomerellales; Glomerellaceae
Exons: 4
Source: RefSeq, a predicted model, not a curated record
UGCAGCGGGAACAUCCUCCCCCGGCUGAAGAGCGAUAGUUAUCUUGCAUCGUACCCUUACGCUGACAGACUAUCCAAACAAUGGCAGCCAUAUCCACCUUGCAUCCAUCCAAGACUCUGUUCUCCAGCCUGCGAGAAUUAUUGCCUAUCGCUCAUCUUCAGCUGUUUGACCUACAGCCUGCUUCACGAAAAGAUGUCUAAAGACGAGAUCGCAGGUUCCGUGCGAUGAACACCACAGAUCCUUAACGUCUUUUUGCUCCUCCAUUCCUUUUCGAUCCCUUACCGUUAGAGGCAUAGAACAUUUCUCGACAGUUUUCUAACGACAAGCGGUUUAGGCAGUCGCCUCAUACCCACCCCUCACUUCGACGAUGGACACAAUACGACGAUCUGUCGCUCCAAACGACGGGAAUCAUCCUGAAACUCUUUCAGCUCAGGGUUCGUCCCCAAGUACUGUCGACGCGUGGUCUAUCUCUUCCGCCUAUGGUCUCUCUAGCGAAAUUAGUUACGACCCAGGGUUCGGCACUCGAGAGAAUCCGCGAUCUCAACUCCACGAUAGCUCGAUAUCAACACCGGCAACUUAUCCAAAACACCAACGUAGCGAAGUCUGGGGCCCAGAAAACGAUGGAACAGAUGCCGCCUAUCCGCUCAUUGAUAUUCUGCGAGACCAUAAGCCCCAUGCCGAGCCAACGUCUACUGUCUUCGAUGGACGGUCGGACAGUGUAGAAGCGUUGAAAGGAAGCGAACCAGAGCCUUCAGUACGUCGAGUGUUGCGGACGCCGCCUUGGCUUCGAAAGAUCUCUUUACUCGGAUUUGCCUUUCUGUUCACUGCCCUCUGGAUUGCACUUGUAAUUCUAGUCCGGUACGACAUCGCGAACUCGGGAUUCAUCAUCACGGCAACAUCCAGCAGGUUUUCCUGGACCUACGGGCCCACCGCUGUUUUUGUGGUCAUUACGGGCCUCUGGAGGCAAGUCGACUACCAUAGCAAGAUGCAUCAGCCAUGGCAGCAAAUGGCCAAAGGUCCAACCCCGGCAUCCAAGAGUAUCCUGCUGGAUUACAUCUCCCCAAUCCUCUCGACGGGGCUGUUCAGGUCGUUCCGAAACGGACAUUGGAUAGCAGCAGCCGCGAUGACAGCCAUCAGGAUGUCUGGGCCGCUCCCAAUACAAAUGAAUUCAGCUUUUGAUGGAUCGCCUUUCUGGAAGACCACAAACUGGUCUUUGAGUAAUAGGACAGACAUCAUUGUCUUUGGAAAUGUUACAUACUCGAGCUAUUCGUUUAGCAACAUCUCUUCAGUCUCAGCAGUAAGGUAUCUACAGUUGCUCCAAGGGCAGAUUUCGGAACCUGUUGGAACGCAAGAGGGAAUUGUCUUUCAAGACGCAUCUAUCACUGAAAUACCGGGUAUUAGUGACAUCGAGCAAGUUUCCGCCGAUGUUGACUCUAUCAUUCCACACGUGAGCUGCGAAGAACCGGACAUCACCGUUUUCGACAAGAUGGAUGGCAACAUCACUGAGUUCAGCGGAGCGGUGGAGGUACAGAUACCAUCUUGUGGAAACACAAGGAUCCUUCUCAACACUUGUGCUGAUAACAGUGAGAGUUGCCUUGGCACUUUGACGACGUACAACAUGUACAGGGCGUACUGCUCCGACACAGGGAGAUCCGACGGACCUCAAGCCGAUCUUCGUCUGCUCCUCAUAGCGAGUAACAUCACGCAAUGGAACAAGCCUGGAACCGACCCUUCUAACUACGAUUACACAACCGCGAUGGCCAAUAUCACAGCAGUGUCUUGCAAAGUCUCAUACACCCUGGGAAAGAGCAUUCUUACUAUGGGUACUGACAAAAACGAAACCCACAUUCAGCCUAAAGAACCACUUGACGCCGAGAAACAACUCACCGGAUUGACAAACCAACAGCUGACCGAGUUGCUGUACUCUGUUCUUGUUGCCGCCAACACAACUAUGGAUGGACCACGUCGAGAUUUUGGCAACUCCGCUCGAAAGUAUACUUUGGGCAAUGAUACGGCAGGUUCGGCCGCCAUGUUCGAACUCAUGAGCCAUACAAUACGAGACCUCCCAGCUGAGUAUUACAAAUUCUUCGAAGUGGACACCAUGACUAAAUCUGCGGCGUCUGUAAUCAGUCAACUUGCUGUAAAUUUUGUCAAAGAAUCUUUCAUGGUCGCAACACAUGGGACAGCUUCUGCUGAAGGCACAUACACUCAAGAGAGACUUAGAUUCCGACCGUUAUCUUUGUGGGUCAUGGUGGUCAGCCUGAUCGUGCUAAGUCUACUCGCACUGGGCAUCAUCAUUGUCUUUACCCCCUCCGUUUCGCAGGAUCCUAGUCUCCUUGCUUCAAAUGCUGCUCUUCUCGCUAGAAGCCCAUCGUUUGACACCAUCUUGGUCCCUCUCGGAGAAUGUAGAACCAGCCAGAUAUCCUACGAGCUAUCUCGACACAGGUUCUCUACAGACUUUGAUGGCUCAAAAUUCCAAAUACAAGCCCGCGAGAUACUUCUAGCUGAUGAGAGUUUCAUACGCAAGCCGAAACGAAAACAGAGCAGCUGGAUGCCCAUGACAGCGCGUGCCUACUUUGUGAUAGCCACGUUUACACUACCGCUAGUCACCAUCAUCGCGCUCGAAGUUGCGUAUCGUCAAUCGGUGAAGAAUAAAGGGUUCACAGUUCGGGACAUGUUCUGGGCGCUUUAUGGAACUCAGUACAGCUCAGCUCUUAUCAUGUUGGCCAUCGCCAGUAUUUUCAACAGCCUUGACUUCACAAUCACGACCUUUUCGACCUUCAGUUUCAUGAGAGCCCGAGCUGUUCCCUCAUAUCAAGGAAUAACGAAUAAUCCGAUGCGAGAAUUAACCCCUAUUGCCUUUUACAAGGCGCUCGAACGAGGUCAUUUUGGACUAUCCUCUUCCAUCCUUGCCGCCUUGAUCGGCAGCGUUCUAUCGAUUGUUGUUUCCAAUUUAUGGGCCGAAAAGCUGUUCACCACGAAUAUCAACUUCAAUACCCAGCUCAAAACGACAUGGAAUUUGAACUGGACUGACAGUGCUGUUAACGACGGUGGUGCAGCGAGGCUUCUAAACGAUGUGCGACUGAACAAGGCGCAAAGCCCGGACUCGGCGACAUGGGAUGAUCUGGUAUUUCCACUGUUCGACGCCAUAGUCUCACCU